GGGGCUGAGGCGCGCCCGCGUUGACGUGUUUGUUGUGCGCGAGCGUCGCACCUCUGUCCCGAGCCUGCCAUUGGCGCUUUCCAGUUAACCGCGUCCGACUGGCCGGGGUUCGGAGCCGAGAGAGGGGCUCGCUUAGCGGCCCCUCUCCUAGCAGCUUGGAGAGCUCCGUUAUGGCGGAGGCGAAGGGGGAGGCGGAAGGAGCCAGCGUGGCUACAGUUCCUGGUUCGGGUGUCGACGGCAAUGGUCAGUCGCCUGCAGUCGAAGGAGAGGGAGUUGGGGCGAGGGGCAAAGAGAAGGACGUGGCCGCGAAAGGAAAGGAGGCCGGCGGGGACAGCGAGGAGGACGGCGAGAAUGUGUUCGAGGUGGAGAAGAUCCUGGACAUGAAGACUGAAGGGGGUAAGGUCCUUUAUAAGGUUCGGUGGAAAGGAUACACAGCAGAUGAUGAUACCUGGGAGCCUGAGAUUCACCUUGAGGACUGUAAGGAAGUUCUUCUUGAAUUUAGGAAGAAAAUUGCAGAUAACAAAGCUAAAUCAGUGAAGAAAGAUAUCCAGAGACUGUCCUUAAAUAAUGACAUAUUUGAGGCAAACUCUGAUAGUGAUCAACAUAGUGAGACUAAAGAAGACACUUCUCCAAAGAAGAAAAAGAAAAAAGUAAGGCAUAAGGAAGAGAAAAGCCCCGAUGACCUGAAAAAGAAGAAAGCAAAGACUGGGAAACUGAAAGACAAGCCCAAACCAGACCUGGAGAGCUCCUCUGAAAGUUUGGGUUUUGAUUUAAGGACAAAGAAAAGAAUUUUGGAAGCCAAAGAAGAAUUAAAGGAAUCCAAAAAGCCCAAAAAAGAUGAUAUAAAAGAAACUAAGGAGUUAAAGAAAGUUAAAAAGGGUGAAAUAAGAGAUUUAAAGACUAAAAUAAGAGACGAUUCCAAAGAAAUUAGAAAAACAAAAAAAGAGAAAUGUGUUGAAUCUCAGGUGGACUCUGACCUGGGUGUACUUAGUGAUUCUCCCCUUCAGGAAGAGGACUGUGAAGAUUUCCAGGUUGACAACAGAGAGGAGAAGCAGAAGUUUAGAGGUGCUAAAGAUAAAGCUGAGCAAGAAGCCAGUCUAGAUCCUGCUUCUGAUAUACAGCAGGAUGGCAGUGUAAGUGCUGAUGAGGACGAGGUCAAAGCAAGGAGGAAAAAAAAGAAACCGAGAAGGACAGAGGAGCUUAAAGAGAGCAAAAAGCUAGAAAACAAGAACGUCUUCUUAGAGAAGAAAACUACACAGAAAAAGCAAAGGAAUCAAGACAAAGGCCAAAGCAGCACAGAGUUGGAUAAGUCGGUGCCUGCCUCUGCCCUGACACCGCCGAGGAUGUCCAGGCCCACAGACUCCCCGGGGGAGGAGAGAGAGACCAAAAAAUACGAACCCAAAGAAAAAUACCAGAAAAGGCAAGACUUGGACAAGGAAGAAAAAGGCCGAAAAGAGCCCAAGGCAUUAAAGAUAGCAUUUAAGGAAAUCAGAAAUGCAUUUGAUUUGUUUAAAUUAACUCCAGAAGAAAAAAAUGAUUUUCCUGAGAAUAAUCGGAAAAGAGAUGAAAUACCACCAGACUGUAAAGUCACAGAAGACCACAAAGCCAAGGAAAACAAGCCGUUACUUAAAGAAAGAAGAAAUACAAGAGAUGAGACUGACACGUGGGCAUAUAUAGCUGCAGAAGGUGACCAAGAAGUUCUGGACAGCGCAAGCCGAGCAGAGGAGAGUCCUGGUGAGGAUGGCAGACAGCAGGUUCUGAGUCUGGGCAUGGAUCUGCAGCUGGAGUGGAUGAGACUGGAGGACUUCCAGAAGCAUCUUGAUGGAGAAGAUGAGAAUGUUACUACAGCGGAUGUGAUUCCAAGCAAUUUAUUGAGGGAUGCUGUGAAAAAUGGGGAUUAUGUUACUGUGAAGGUUGCACUUAAUUCAAGUGAAGAAUAUAACCUGGACCAAGAGGAUUCAAGCGGGAUGACACUGGUGAUGCUCGCAGCUGCAGGAGGGCAGGACGACCUGCUGAGGCUGCUCCUCAGGAAGGGGGCGAAGGUGAAUGGUCGGCAGAAGAACGGGACUACGGCACUCAUCCACGCCGCUGAGAAGAACUUUUUAACUACUGUGGCUAUUCUCUUGGAAGCAGGAGCUUUUGUAAACGUCCAGCAGAACAAUGGUGAGACGGCACUAAUGAAGGCUUGUAAAAGAGGAAACUCGGACAUCGUCCGGCUGGUCAUUGAAUGUGGAGCUGACUGCAAUAUUCUGUCAAAGCACCAGAACAGUGCGCUGCAUUUUGCAAAGCAGUGCAACAACGUGCUGGUGUACGACCUGCUGAAGAGCCACUUAGAGACACUUUCUAGAGUAGCUGAAGAAACUAUCAAGGAUUACUUUGAAGCACGUCUUGCACUACUGGAACCAGUCUUCCCAAUAGCAUGCCAUCGCCUCUGUGAGGGGCCAGAUUUCUCGAUGGAUUUCAAUUACAGACCCCCACAGACUAUACCAGAAGGCUCUGGCGUCCUGCUGUUUAUCUUCCAUGCAAAUUUUCUGGGUAAAGAGGUCAUUGCUCGCCUCUGUGGACCAUGUAGUGUACAAGCUGUUGUUUUAAAUGAUAAAUUUCAACUUCCUGUUUUUCUGGACAGUCAUUUUGUUUACUCGUUCAGCCCUGUGGCAGGCCUCAAUAAAAUGUUCAUAAGACUGACGGAAGCACCUUCUGCUAAGGUUAAAUUGCUAAUAGGUGCAUACAGAGUACAGCUACAGUGACCAGCAAGAAUUGGAAGAGUUACUCUUAAGACCUGUUUCUAAUUACUCUUUGAAGCAAUUUGGAAUUCUGGCACAGCUAACAUUUCCAAAUUUAAAGUUUCUUCUGUAAGCCUCUUGCAUUGAAGGCCAGUCAUCUGUUAUAGUCUGUUGAGAUGGGACACAGUGGGUCUAACAUAAAACACAGAUGUAAGUAUUUGUGCAAGUGUUCUGAAUCUCAGUGUUGUGUCCAGACUAUGUUUUUCCACAAUGUGGAAUGGUACAUAUGAGGAUUAUUUUAAAAAAUUAAAAAAAAAUUUUUUUUUAAGUUGAAAAUUUUUUUUACUAGCCCUAGUGAAUUUUUGUGUUAAAAAGCCCCAGCAGGAAUGUUACAUUAAGUUACCCAGGCACUAAGAUAAGGUGUGAGUUUGCAGCCCUCAAAGUAGGACAAAUCUAAAGAAAACUCGAGAAAGGUUUGACCUUUCCAACAAGCUGUUGACAUUGAUCCUGAGUAAGUGACAGCUUUAUAUAUGUGCAGUUAUCCUUUAUUGUUUGCAAAGAAAAUAAACCAGAAUCUGAGGUAUAGCAGAAAAAAACAAACUGGGACAUUACAUGAGGCGUAAAAGGUGAUACUACAUGUGAACUGUAACCUUGUGCUUGGACCCAAGUCAUCAGAUGGUCUGUGCUCUGAAUGCUGGGAAGACCAGCCACACUGAGCCUCCUGUCAAGUGAUUUCCCACAGGUCUAAGGCUUCCAUUCUUUCAAGAAAUAGUUGGCAAACUAAUAAAGCAAGAUGUCUGGAUUAUAGAAAUGUAUAAAAUCUUUAAGUCCAAUUGGUUAUAUACGGAGUUAAAUUUUAAUGAAAAAUUUUCAGAAAUGUCUGGGUUCCAGAACCCCAUCAGAUACCAAGGAUGCUUAAGUCCUUUAUAUGAAAUCAUAUGUUGUAUCUGCAUUUAACCCCUUUGAGUCCCACCUUUUACUUUUAAUCAUCUCUGGACUAACAGUUUCUAAAACAAAGUAAAUGGCUAGGUGUUAAUGUUAAUUCUAUGUAGAGGGUUCCUGGUGUGCCUUUGGGGAACUUUUUUCUGCCCUAGACGCAGGCAGAACCUGUGGAUACUUAGAGCAAACCACAUACACUGUCUAGAUAUUUCAGGGUUAAACUGACUUUUCCUACAGUGUCCUCAAUAAAACACAACAUUUGUCUAUUUUCUAUCUCAAGUCUCAGGACUUCAACAAAAAGGUGAUGUGAAAUGUCUGGUUUAGCAAUAGCAAUACCUGCGUUAGACUUUUCAACUGUAUUGUAUCCUGUACUCCUCUGCAUCUGACUUCACAGCUGCGAGAUCUGUCAGCAGCAGUGCUCUUGGUCCAGGAUUGUAAGAGAAGUGAGUUUUUAAAGAACAUUCCCAAUAUCAUAAGAGCACACCUUUAUAAGAGCACUGGGAAUAUAACCACUUGUAGAGCCAUACAGGUUAAUAUAGUUUUCAUCUAAAUUCACUUCUGUCUAUAGCAGGUGAACCUAAACAGAUGUGCCCUUGGGUGGGGAAAUUCUGACCCUUGAGGCUUCAGGAUGAUGAGGUCUUGAACCUCUCAACUGCCAACUGACAAGGCAGCUAAUCAGAUCAGAUCCUUCAGGUAAUACUUCCAUAUGUGUGUAUAAUGAUUGCUCUGAAAAACCCAAUUCUCAAGGAGUACCCUUAUCAAAGGUUUGCAGAUUUGCUGCUACUGCUGCGAGUAGAAACCAAAGCCAUCUCAAGCCCCAUAACUACAACUGGGCUUAGGGCCACAGAUCAUCUCAACUACAAACGGGAUUGCAUUGCUCAUUACCCAGACUCACUGAAGAGCCAUUAGUACACAUUUUUCUACUUCAGUUUUCUCUUAACUCUAAAACCCGUGACUCCUCAGCAAUUACUACUUUCCAGUGUAUAUACUGAGGUAAGGACAUAAUGCAAACUUGAGUCCAUUUUAACCUACCAGAGACCUGGUCAACUCUCAUGAAUGUGGCUGCAACAGAAAGCACAUUAUAUAUCCUUGUUUACGGUACCAGCACCAAAGAGAAGCAUCUAAUAUACCUACCAAUAAAUGUGGCUGGAUGGGGAGUUACUGCCUUUGCUAGACAUUCUCAUCUUAAAUUUGUAGAAUUUCUUCAGUGGAAUGUCAGGAAGUUUCAAUUGGAAGCCCAAGUGUUACUUUUAAAAUUCUACUUGGAACUGUUACACUUCCAGAGUUAAGUCAUAUGAGAAUUUGCUAGUUUAUUUAGUAGUAAGACUUUAGCAUACAGAAAGUUGACAGACUUUAGAGUGUUUUAUGAUUAAUGCCUUAUAGUAUCUUUGCAACCGUAGGAUAUAGAUAUGAGAAUAACAAAAAGUGAUCUAUAAAAUAAGAAUUCAGAAAAAUUUGAGACUUUCCUGGCAGUCCAGUGGUUAAGACUCCAUGCUUCCAAUGCAGGGGGUGAAGGUUCAAUCCCCGAUCAGGGAAUUAAGAUCCCACAUGGCCAAAUAUAUAAAGUCUUAAGAGAAUUUAGAAAAUUUUCAUGAAUGUAGUAAAAUCUGUUUUACAGCAUAAAACAGUAUAAACCCUUUUAAGUCAUUCUGAAAAACAUUGCUAGGUAAGCUCAGGACAAUGAGGGCGUCUACACCACUUCCCUCUGCCGAUCUGUAAGCAAUGAAGCUCUUUUCCAGGCUUGACUUCUCCCAACUGGUACAAAAGAGCUUUACUCGUGGGCUGGAAAAUGGUAAUAACAACAUAUAAGUAGUUCCUUUAUCUUGAGGACUAACCCAAAAUUGUAAGUUACUUGGGGUAUUUUUUUUUUUUAACCUACACCACUUUCUAGUUCCAGGGGGUGGGGGCUGGGUCUGUGGUAGUCAGUCAGUGUGCCAGGGAAAGGUAUACAAUUGAGGAAAACAAACCUGGAUAAACUGUCAUGACUGCUCAUCUAUCCACAGGUUGUUUAUAACGGAGUGGUAAUAAAUUGAAAAAUAAAACAA
This is a messenger RNA of Capra hircus (goat), 5707 nucleotides long. RefSeq names its product M-phase phosphoprotein 8 (gene MPHOSPH8). Bases 171 to 2747 code for a protein of 858 amino acids. The record is from RefSeq and is a predicted model, not a curated record. The transcript has 14 exons. Gene Ontology annotation, molecular function: protein binding. NCBI's taxonomy places the organism in Eukaryota, Metazoa, Chordata, Mammalia, Artiodactyla, Bovidae. Gene Ontology annotation, cellular component: nucleus; cytoplasm.